AUGUCUACUGAUUGGAGCCCUCAAGAUUGGAAGCAGAAGCCUAUUGUGCAAGACGUUGUCUAUGAAGACCAAGCACAUGUGAAUCGUGUAUUGAACAAACUGCAGCGCUUACCCCCCAUGGUAUCUGCCGCUGAGGUGGAUAAUCUUAGAAAACAGCUAAAGGAUGCUGCUCUGGGUAAGUCCUUCUUGUUGCAAGGUGGUGAUUGUGCCGAGCUGUUUGACUACUGCUCUCAGGAUCCAAUCGAAGCUAAAAUCAAGGUUCUGUUACAAAUGUCACUUGUUUUGACGUGGGGUGCUCGCACACCCGUGGUGCGCAUUGCUCGUAUGGCUGGUCAAUAUGCCAAACCACGUUCUAACCCCAUGGAAAUGCAUGAAGGAAAGGAGAUUCACUCUUUCAGAGGUGAUAAUGUCAACGGUUUUGAUCCCAGUGAUCGUAAGCCUGAUCCUGAGCGCUUGUUAGGCGCUUAUUUCCAUUCUGCAGCUACUCUAAACUACGUGCGUACAUUACUCGACUCUGGAUUUGCUGAUUUACAUGAACCCUCUAAAUGGAAUUUGAGCCACGUGCGCUCUGAUAACGUCAAGAGAGAAUACGAGUCUAUUGUGACACAACUGACAGAUUCACUUGAUUUCAUGAGGACUAUCGGUGCAGACAAUGACAACACAAAUGCACUUCAAUCAGUCGACUUUUUCGUCUCCCAUGAAGCACUUUUGCUGGAUUAUGAAACAAGCCUUACUCGCUUAUUAAUGUCACCCACCACCAAGGAAAAAAAAUGGUACAACACAGGCUCUCACUUUUUGUGGAUUGGCGAUCGCACUCGUCAACCUGAUGGUGCACAUGUUGAAUAUAUGCGUGGAAUUGAAAACCCUAUCGGCAUCAAAGUUGGACCAAGCACGGUGCCUGAGCAAUUGGUCAGCUUGCUUGAUACAGUGAAUCCCAAUAAGGAGAUUGGUAAAGUGACACUGAUUACACGUUUCGGUGCCGAGAAGGUGGAAAAGCAUCUGCCUCAGCAUAUUGAAGCUGUUCGCAAAUCUGGUCAUAUUCCUGUUUGGGUGUGCGAUCCUAUGCAUGGUAAUACAAAGACGGCCUCUGAUGGAACAUUGAAGACCAGACAUUUCAUUGAUAUUAUCCAAGAAUUAUCACAAACCUUCCGUGUGCACAAGGAUUGCAAGAGUAAGUUGAAUGGUGUUCAUUUCGAGUUGACUGGCGAUUCAGUAACUGAGUGUAUUGGUGGCUCAAUGGACCUGAGAGACGAUGAUUUGUCUACAAACUACCAAACUCAUUGCGAUCCUCGCCUGAAUUACGAGCAAUCCCUUGAUGUUGCUUUCUUGAUUGCAAAAUACUACGAAAAUGAAAGAAAGACCAAGGAUUUCCCUAAUUUGUGA
This is a messenger RNA of Mucor velutinosus, 1383 nucleotides long. It is a transcript of the gene uba3, whose product is annotated as NEDD8 activating enzyme. Gene Ontology annotation, molecular function: 3-deoxy-7-phosphoheptulonate synthase activity. The transcript has 5 exons. Gene Ontology annotation, biological process: aromatic amino acid biosynthetic process. Bases 1 to 1383 code for a protein of 460 amino acids. NCBI's taxonomy places the organism in Eukaryota, Fungi, Mucoromycota, Mucoromycetes, Mucorales, Mucoraceae. The record is from RefSeq and is a predicted model, not a curated record.